AUGGAUGACGACGGGUGGCCAGAGGAUGGCACGAGCACGCGGCCGCCACCGGUAAAAGAAACGCCACUGCCCAAGAAGGAGAUGUUCGUCACGGCCUGCAUCUACCUCAGCGAGUCGUUUGCCAACUCCAUGCUCUUCCCAUUUGUGGCAUUCAUGGUCUGGGACUUCGGGCGGGUGCUGAUGGUGGGCAUGGCCGGGUCGCUCGUGAGCGUGCUCGGGUUCGGGCUGAGCGUCAACUUUGCGUGGGCGCUCAUCACGCGCACCAUCCACGGCCUCCUCAACGGCAACCUCGCCGUGGCCCGGUCCUACAUCGGCGACGUGACCGACGGCACCAACCAGGCCCGCGCCAUGUCCGUCACCUCCCUCAUCUACGGCCUGGGCGUCAUUCUGGGUCCGACGGUGGGCGGCUUCUUGUCGCAGCCGACGCAGAAGUACGGGGCGCUGUUCCCGCCAGACACCUUCCACGGUGACUUCCUGGAGCAGUUCCCCUACUUCCUCCCGUGCUUCGUCUCCACCCUCAUCUCCGCCACCGGCAUGGUGGGCGGCUAUAUGUUCCUGGAGGACAAGAAGAAGCCCAGCCUGGCGCUGGUCAUCGACGAAACGCCGUCGCCGCGCCGCCGACGGUCCUCCACGGCCUACGCCGCUGCCGCCGCGCAGAAGACAGAAGACGGCGGCGAGGCGCUCGACGAGGAGGCGGAGCGGCGGCUCAGGGAGGAGGUCCAGCGCGAGCUCGACCUCGAACUCGCCGAGGCCAAGGAGCACUUGCUCCAAAAGAUGCGGGAGGAGGAGUCGAAGAAGAAGCGCGGCAACUGGGAGGAGCUGCGGCUGAUCAUGAAGGACGUCGACGUGGUGAUCUGCGCGCUGCUCUACGGCCUGCUCACCUUCUCGGUGCUCGUGUUCGUCGAGAUCUUCUCGCUGUGGGCCAUCAACAAGCCCGAGGUGGGCGGCCUCGACUUCUCGUCGACCGACGUCGGCGCAGCGCUCGCCGUCGUGGGCCUCACCAUCGUCGUCUUCCAGCUCUUCAUCUACCCCACCCUUGAGAAGCGAUUCGGUUCGCUGAUGAUGUUCCGGAUCGGACUCGCGCUGUUGAUCCCCGUCUUCGCGGUGUUUCCGGCGCUCAACCUGGUGGUGCCGAUGGGGCAGGUCGUGCUGUGGAUGCUCGUCAUUCCGCUCAGCAUCGUGCGCGCCCUCGGCGCCACGCUCUGCUACACCGCGGUCUUCGUGCUGAUCAACAACACCGCCAGCCCCGAGACCAGAGGCGCCGCCAACGGAUUCAGCGAAGCCGUCGCCUCCAUCGCCAAGACCAUCGGACCCGUCGCCGGCGGCGCGAUCUUCGCCUGGUCGCUGACCAACGACCUCUCGUUCCCGUUCAACCACUACUUCAUGUUCCUCGUGCUCGCCGUGUCCGCCGCGCUCGGCCUCCUGCUCUCGCUCCGGCUCACCCGCAGUCGCGUCGACGGCGCGCGCCAGAGCGCCGACGAGGCCAAGGGCCUCCUGCGCGACUGGCAGGACAAGGAGCGCCAGAGGGCCACCGCCGCCACUGCUCGCGCCGAUGCCCUCCUGUCCGGCGGGCGCAAGCGCACACUGGGCGACAGCGAAGACAAUGUCUGA
This is a messenger RNA of Acanthamoeba castellanii str. Neff, 1611 nucleotides long. Its product is annotated as transporter, major facilitator subfamily protein. Lineage: Eukaryota; Discosea; Longamoebia; Acanthamoebidae. Gene Ontology annotation, biological process: transmembrane transport. The record is from RefSeq and is a predicted model, not a curated record. Bases 1 to 1611 code for a protein of 536 amino acids. The transcript is spliced from 9 exons. Gene Ontology annotation, molecular function: transmembrane transporter activity.